This is a messenger RNA of Galendromus occidentalis (western predatory mite), 1381 nucleotides long. It is a transcript of the gene Secp43, whose product is annotated as tRNA Selenocysteine associated protein. NCBI's taxonomy places the organism in Eukaryota, Metazoa, Arthropoda, Arachnida, Mesostigmata, Phytoseiidae. Gene Ontology annotation, molecular function: RNA binding. The record is from RefSeq and is a predicted model, not a curated record. The transcript is spliced from 7 exons. Bases 329 to 1285 code for a protein of 318 amino acids.
GAUUGGACUCUUCGCAGGAUUCCAUGCCGUGCUCGCUCUGCUUUCGGUAGAAGAAUCACAUGAGCAAUCGAGCCCCCACCUCGAUCGGUCAUCUGGAAGAGCCAGCGGAACUACAACGUCGUGCACUCCAUCAAGCAUCGGAAGCGAGUUUCCUCUCAGAGUCUCCUCUCCUCCAGGCGGCAACAUCAGCAUAAGAGAUUAAGAGAGAAAGAGUAAGAGUAAACAAAGCCGAAUCUCUGCUAUUUCCAUCCCGAGUGCUGAUCACGUUUCUUCUUCAAUCUAUUGAUCGUUUGUAUCCCUCAAUCCCUCGAUAUAAGGAAAAACAACCAUGGAUCCGUAUCAGCAACAAUCGCAGCAAUCGCAACAGGGACACAUGAUGGGGGGCGACUCUCGCGCCCGAGUCAUGUUCAACAAGGCUCACAGUGUGUGGAUGGGAGAUGUCGAACCAUUCAUGAACGAAGAAUUCAUUCGAAACCAAUUCACCGAGCUCGGCUUGAAGGUCAUCAACGUUCGGAUCAUGCACUCGAACAAGUUUCAGGAUCAAAAUCUGACCUAUGCUUUUAUUGAGCUCGAGGAUGAAAGGACCGCCAUAAGGACCGUGCAGCGGUACAACGACAAACCCUUGCCCGGGGACCCACGUCGGAAGUUCAAGUUGAAUUUCACGUGUCAGUCACAAAUUAAACAAGCCCAAGACGAGAAUGGGCUGUUCGUCGGAGAACUCAGUCCCGACGUCGAUGACCUUAUGCUGUGGUCCACGUUCCAGGAACGUUAUCCCAGCGUCAAGUGGGCGAAGGUGAUCAAGGACCACAACGGCAUCAGCAAGGGGUUCGGUUUCGUCAAGUUCAAUCAUGAUGAAGAAUACAAUAAGGCUCUCUACGAGAUGAACGGUUACACUGGGCUAGGCAGCAACGCCAUCCGUGUUUCAGUAGCUACGCCCAAGGAAAGGCGAAACCCCCAGUCACAGUGGCACUCAAACCCAAAUAACCCGAUGGUCGCCCAUCAUCAGCAGCACAUGCAGUACUUCAACCAAGCGACUGCGGGAUUCCAAUCUCAGAGCGAUUACUACAACUACUAUUAUCCUCAAGGAGGAUCUUAUUACGCGCCCCAGCAGUACUACGAGCAACAAAUGCGGCAACGCCAGGAGAAGGGUGACGGCCGCAAUCCUGACCUCGAGGACCAAGGUGAGCACUUCUACCCUGCCUUGAGAGACAGACUCGUCAGCUCCGACCUACAGGGCGAACUAGAAGCCGCCUACUACAGCGACGUGCCUCUCAUCGUUAAAUGAAUCUAUCACGUAGCAGAAUCGCUCCGCUUGUAUCAUUUCUGUUUCUUGUGACGCUUCGGGCAACAGGUGUAUAACCUGUCAAUAAACCGUGGUAUU